AUGGAACCCUCAUAUGAUCACGAACAUCCACAUCAUCUGCUAACAAAUUACAACACGAAAAAGUAUUCGCAUUUAUCGCGCACGCCCGAAUACAGCCACUCGACAGGCAGUGAUUAUCCGGAGCAUGGUUACUUAGCUGAUAUGCGGAUGCUGCAGGACAGCACCAAUGAUGGAAACGGCAUAUACCAUGUGCGCCAGGGCAGCGAGCACUCAUCGCCCAGUCUGCACUCCCCAGCCAUACAGAACGCCAGUAGUUACGACAACGAACACUCAAUGGUGGAUGCGGCGCAUUCGGUGCACAGUCACUCCCCGAUGGUUUCCAGCGCGUAUGUGGGCACAGGAGCCUCACUGAUUAGUACAAAUAUACCGCUGCUAGGUGGCGGUACAUCGGUGCUAAACAAAUUUCUAUCACAUCCCAGCAUGGUGUCUGUGGGAAUGUCGCCCAGCGGCAUGGACGACUGUCCUUCCCCUAUUGAGCCAUCUAUGUGGAGUUACGAUUAUAAAGGCGACAUAUGUGCACCUAAUUGUGGUGGCUAUAUGGACCGACAUAAGGGCAUGCCAAACGAUUUAAAGUACAGACCCGGCGGAAAUCAGUCAAAAAGUGCCAAAGAGUCGCGUAUACGUCGGCCGAUGAAUGCGUUUAUGGUGUGGGCCAAAAUAGAACGCAAGAAGCUGGCUGACGAGAAUCCCGACCUGCAUAAUGCGGACCUCAGUAAAAUGUUGGGUAAAAAAUGGCGCUCGUUGACGCCUCAAGAUCGCAGACCUUAUGUCGAGGAAGCAGAGCGCCUGCGGGUCAUACAUAUGACGGAGCAUCCCAAUUACAAGUACAGACCUAGGCGGCGAAAGCAGUCGAAACUGCGCACAAUGCAACCAGGGGGCAAGGAACAAAAUGAAACUCCAACGAAUGGAAGUGUAAAUGCGAAAUCGACGCCCAAAUUAUCCACUUCGCCACUAGCUACCACAGGUAGCUACAACACUCCCACCGAUGAAAGCACCUGCACAUCGACACAUAUGUCCACCCAGAAUAGCGGCAGCAUCUACGAGCAGCCACUCAAGCCAACCUACUCGCCCAGCUCCGUUGAAUGUUACAGCAAUCCCGACACAACGGAACAAAUCGAAUCCCUGGCAGCUAGUUGCCAGCCGGCGGGACUUGACAGCUACGACAGCUCACUCCUGCUAAAGAAGCUGACCAAGCCAAACAAUGCCACGAGUCGCGCGAACAAGCCACGCCAGCAAUCCGCCACCUCAGCCAACAACAGUAGCAGCACUGGCACUGCCAAAACCGCCAAUGAGAAACAGGCCAAGGCAGAUGAAAAAUCUAAGACACAGCCGGGUCUAUACUCAUCUUAUCCGCUGGCGCCCACUUCCGUUGCGGUCGUGGCAGGACGUGGCAUGUAUGUGACCUGCAAUAAUCGCGGCCUGCUAGAUCACGGCCACUCUGUGAAGGGCACCUUCUAUCCCCCUGUCUCCGCAGUUGAGGAAGAUGCCUCGUCCAGCGCCGCCGCCGCCGCCGCCAUGCGUUCCAAUAUGAGCAGUAACAGUGCCCUCCACUGCGUCACCGUGACCUCCAAUAGCAUGACCCUGACGCCUGCACCCAGCAUUCAGCGUCCGCUAGAAGAGCUGAACAAUUACACAGUCCCCGACAAUUGCAAUAGCCUGCGCAUAAGCAUGAACGACUUGAGCAACAGUGAUUACUUGACCACUGGAAACGUGUAUGGGAUGCAAUACGAGGAUUUUUUGCGCUACCAGAGCAACGAAGUGGAAUACGCGCCUGUGCACUGCGAGAGCAGCAUGUCCGAGCAGCACAAGGACCCAAACAACGGAGGCAGUCAGAAAUGCGUCAAGUAUCCAGAUACAAAUCACAAUUAUGACGACUACGAAGCCUACAACAAUGCCAUGGCAUUGUCCGCUCCCUCAGCCAGUGGUGCCAGCUAUUAUACACAGCUGCCCUACUCUUUAGCCCCGGGCGGAGCUUGUGCCCCAACAGGUCUGACUGCCUUCCCGCUGCAGCUGGCAGUGCCGUUUCAGCAGACCGGAGGAGCAGGCGGAGCCGCCGCCUAUGCCCAUGCACAUGCACACGCCCAGCCAAUGCAAACUAGCUAUUUGCACUACAACAACUACAGCUUGGCAACGACCAGUGGCUACGAUACAAACGGCGCUUCCACACAUCUUGUCCAGCAGCAGCAGCAGCAACAGCAGCCUCUGUUGGCACCAACGCCGACACCUCCUCCGCCGCACUCCCACUCCCACACUCAGGCACAAGGCGUAGCCAGUGGAGCCACUCCUAGUAGCAGCCCUAUGCAUCCGCACCAUUUCUCGGCCAAUGGCACUAUUGCCGCUUCUGGCGUUGCCGUGGCCAGUGAGAUGAUAUUCGAGCAGCGGAAGGAUGAUGAAAUCAGCAACAUCUUGGCUGGUGUCCGCAAGACAUGCUACAGCAACUGACCACUUGUCAGCCGAUACCGAAAUACUCUUCCACUAUGGGCUAAGCCACGGGUUUUGUUGGCCAAAAUGAACAUAUCUUGCACAUGUUAUUAUCACCGAAUUUUUACAAUUUUUAGAUUUACAUGUUUUAUAUCCAAUGGAAGCGAAACCGAUAAAGAAUGGCUACAUUUUACAAUCCGAACUCAUUUAGACAAGCCUCCCACUAUGUAAGGCUCAUAAAUACGUUAA
Scaptodrosophila lebanonensis is the source of this 2670-nucleotide messenger RNA. It is a transcript of the gene Sox15, whose product is annotated as putative transcription factor SOX-15. Lineage: Eukaryota; Metazoa; Arthropoda; Insecta; Diptera; Drosophilidae. The transcript is spliced from 3 exons. The record is from RefSeq and is a predicted model, not a curated record. Gene Ontology annotation, molecular function: RNA polymerase II cis-regulatory region sequence-specific DNA binding; DNA-binding transcription factor activity, RNA polymerase II-specific. Gene Ontology annotation, biological process: regulation of DNA-templated transcription; anatomical structure morphogenesis; cell differentiation. The coding region runs from base 1 to 2442 and encodes 813 amino acids.